Trichoderma aggressivum f. europaeum is the source of this 906-nucleotide messenger RNA. RefSeq lists its product as uncharacterized. The coding region runs from base 1 to 906 and encodes 301 amino acids. Gene Ontology annotation, molecular function: protein binding; mRNA binding; DNA-binding transcription factor activity. The transcript has 2 exons. Gene Ontology annotation, biological process: mRNA splicing, via spliceosome; regulation of DNA-templated transcription; maintenance of RNA location. Lineage: Eukaryota; Fungi; Ascomycota; Sordariomycetes; Hypocreales; Hypocreaceae. Gene Ontology annotation, cellular component: nucleus. The record is from RefSeq and is a predicted model, not a curated record.
AUGGCGUCAAAGGAAGAACACAGCUCUUCUCGUCGACACCGCGAUAGAAACGACGAUUCAUCCCGCCGCGACCGAGAUAGGGACCGAGAAAGACGUAGAGAUCGCGAGCGACGACGAUCGAGAACCCCAGAAGAGUCGUCUCGGCGGCACCGCAACCGCGAUGAGGAUCAAGACGAGAGGAGGCGUCGACACAGAGACCGCAGUGGUGAUCGCGAGAGAAGACGACGAUUUUCGCCUGAAGAAUCAGAUACCCAUCGGCGCUCACGCCGACAUCGGUCGAGAGAUGAUGAUUCGGAGCGCGACAGUCGCGCGUUGGCCCGUCGUCGAGAAAGCCCUGUGAGGAGGUCGGGACCACUGCCCUCCCAAGAAGCCUCAUUUGCCGUUACCACGCAAGAAGGCGGAGACCCGGAAAAGCCAAAAGAGAAGCCAAACAUAGGAAACACUGGCCGGUUGGCUGCACUGUCCAACUCCGUUGCCCAGGCGGACGGCACAUCGAUCGUACUCAAGUACCAUGAGCCCGCAGAGGCGCGAAAGCCACCCCCACGCGACCAGUGGAAGCUCUUUGUGUUCAAGGGCGGUGAUAUAAUUGACACCAUCGAGCUCAGCGCGAGGAGCUGCUGGCUGGUCGGGAGGGAAAUGGCCGUUGUCGACAUCGCCGCGGAACACCCGAGCAUUAGCAAACAACAUGCCGUGAUACAGUUCCGCUACACCGAGAAAAGAAACGAGUUUGGCGAUAAGAUUGGCAAAGUGAAGCCUUAUUUGAUUGAUCUGGAGAGCGCCAAUGGGACUACUCUAAAUGACGGGAAAGUGCCUGAUAGCAGGUAUCUCGAACUUAGGGACAAGGAUAUGAUCUUGUUUGGACACAGCACGCGGGAAUAUGUCGUCAUGCUAGCUCCAAAGGACUAG